GGCCUGAGCCAACUCUUGAGUCUCCCUGGUUUCUUCUGUGGCCGCGUAUUCUAUGACCAGCUAAUCCCUGAGGAAGCCGCCAACGUUUGACUCUUGUGGCUGCAUGGCGAUACCACUCCCUUCUCCCGAGUCUCUAGCUCACCGUGCUCGCCUUGCUGCGUUGUUCUCCCAGCUGCGUCCAACCCAAUUUCGCGCGCCUCUGACGAGACUACCUGCACAUCGCAUUCCAACAUUAUGGACGCUCUACCGAGGAGUCCUGCGCGACGCACCCACGGACACUAUCAGGGGGCAUAUGCGUGACUUCUUCCGCGAGCGCAAGUGUGCGCGUGAACAAGGAGACGUUACACGGUAUUUGAGGACAGCUUAUGCGCGAUGGGACGUCUUCCAAAAGGUUAAGGCGGGCGACAGACACUUCGAUGCCGUCUGCGCGCGUUACAGCAGAAUGAUCCAGGGGGCAGCCUUGCAAGCAGAGACCGGGGCUCGCUUCCGAAACGAGCUGGCAUGGCAGGAACGCUUGCGAACGCGGCCCGUUCUGACUGGUGCAUACAUCAAACCUACUAUACUCCACGGGCCCCUACCGCGAAUGCGGCCCCAGCCAUUACAUGUCACCGGCAUGAUCGUCUGGCGGCGGAAAGCGCGCGAAAGGCGGCUGGCUAAGCAAGAGCAACUGCAAGAGCAGAUGAAAUAUCUCGACGCAGAGAGCGAAUUUGAGCGAAAUCUCGCUCGAGGCUCAAACGGCGCCCCAUUUGAAGGCGCCUUCGACGUCUAUGGCGACAGCUGGCGCGCACCCAUAACGCAUGACCUCCAGGACAUUAAACGGUCCUUCGACCAAGGGCGGCGGCGGUCACGGAUGCCCUUCCCCCCUGCGCUGCUCGAGCAGAUCAAGUCCGCACGGCGCGCGAGGAUCGAGAACAAGACGCGCGAGCGCGAACGGGAGCGGCGGGGAGAGAUGACCAAUCGGCUGCUCAAGCAGAUGCGUGGGCGGCCGCCCGCUCAUAGGCUUGCGCUGAUGUCCCUGCGCCAGCGACGCAUGGAUGCGAUCGCGCGUGGGGUGAGCGAGGUCGGGUACGUCGGGCAGGUAAAGCGUGCGCUAGGUUUCAAGCUACGGAAUCCGGACGCGUGGAAAGCAGAGAUGGGUAAGCCGGAGAACAGAGAGAUGCUGGAUCGGCUGGCGAAGGAGGUAGAGGAGGAGAACGCCCGGCGCGAAGCGGAAGUUCCUACGAGUGCAGGCUAGCCUCUAACGAGAACAUACCCUCGUACCCCAUACAACAUGCAGCAUAUAAUGGAACUUAAUU
Molecule: messenger RNA, 1295 nt
Organism: Trametes versicolor FP-101664 SS1
Lineage: Eukaryota; Fungi; Basidiomycota; Agaricomycetes; Polyporales; Polyporaceae
Exons: 5
Coding region: 104-1234 (376 amino acids)
Source: RefSeq, a predicted model, not a curated record